UGGAUUGCCCUGGGCUGAGCUUCCCCCAUGGCCCCUGCAGAGCUUCCAGCCUCCCUUCCUCUGUGUGUGUGUCUGCUGUUGGCCUCUGGCUUUGCCCAGGCAGGCAGGCUCUUGGUCAUGCCCAUGGACGGGAGCCACUGGUUCACCAUGCAGACGAUUGUGGAGAAACUCAGCCACAGAGGGCACGAGGUGGUGGUAGUCAAACCAGAGGUGAGCUGGCAACUGGGAAAAUCACUGAAUUUUACAGUGAAAACUUACUCUGUUUCUUACACUCUGGAAGAUUUGAACCACCACUUCAAUUUUUUUGCUCAAACUCAAUGGAAAACUCAAGAAGUAGGAAUGUUUUCUCUACUAAAGAAUUCAGGCAAAGGUUUCUUUGACUUAUUAUUUUCACACUGUAGGAGUUUGUUUAACGACAAGGAGUUAGUGGAGUACUUGAAGCAGAGUGCUUUUGAUGCUGUGUUUCUGGAUCCUUUCGAUGUGUGUGGCUUAACUGUUGCCAAGUACUUUUCACUCCCAUCUGUGGUCUUCAGCGGGGGAAUAUUUUGCCACUACCUUGAAGAUGGUGCCCAGUGCCCCAGUCCCCCUUCUUAUGUUCCAAGAUUUUUCUUAAAAUUCACAGACACCAUGACUUUCAAGGAGAGAGUGUGGAACUAUCUCUCCCACAUGAAGGAGCGUGCAUUUUGCCCCUAUUUCUUCAAAACUGCUACAGACAUUGCCUCUGAAGUUCUCCAGACCCCAGUGACUAUGAGAGACCUCUUUAGCUCAGUGUCCAUUUGGUUGUUUCGCACUGACUUUGUGCUGGACUUUCCCAGACCUGUGAUGCCCAACAUGGUCUAUGUUGGCGGAAUCAAUUGCCAGCAGAGGAAGCCACUUUCUAAGGUGAACUUUAAAACUUCCUAG
Molecule: messenger RNA, 903 nt
Organism: Psammomys obesus (fat sand rat)
Lineage: Eukaryota; Metazoa; Chordata; Mammalia; Rodentia; Muridae
Product: UDP-glucuronosyltransferase 1A8-like
Exons: 2
Coding region: 28-903 (291 amino acids)
Molecular function (GO): UDP-glycosyltransferase activity
Source: RefSeq, a predicted model, not a curated record